AAAAAAAAUAAAACAAAAAAACAACACAAAACAAACAAAAGAGCAACAUUAGCUUUUACGCACAUAGCUUAACCACCGGGGCAACAGCAGCGGCGGCCUCCACCCCUCUGUCAUUUAUUUUUAUGUUUUUCAGCGUCACAUCCCCCUGGCCGGAGGAAUGUAGAGACGGAGUGCUUUAAAAAUAGCAUCCUCUCUUCUGACAGCGCUGCUCCGGUGGCUCCGCUCCACUGUGGUGCGAGAAGCAGGAAUGCGAAGAUGGCUACAGACCUGGGAGAGCUGCUGGUCCCGUACAUGCCCACCAUCAGAGUCCCCAGAACAGGAGACAGGGUUUACAAGAGCGAGUGUGCCUUCUCCUUCGACUCCCCCGAGUCUGAAGGAGGCCUGUAUGUGUGUAUGAACACAUUCCUGGGCUUUGGAAGAGAACAUGUGGAGAGGCAUUAUCGCAAAACAGGACAGAGUGUUUACAUGCACCUCAAACGACACAUCAAAGAAAAAGCCACAGGAGCUGCAGGAGGUGCCAUCCCCAGACGAAGAAAUGGAAAAGUGUUUCUAGAUUUAGAGCUAAAUCGCGAUUUUAAUGGAGAGGACUAUGAAUAUGAAGACGAGGCCAAGCUGGUCAUUUUUCCAGACCACUUCGAGAUCCCAUUACCAAAUAUUGAGGAGUUGCCUGCUCUGGUGACCAUCGCAUGUGAUGCUGUGCUCAAUGCACCAUCAGCUUACAAGAAGCAAGAGCCUGAAUCUUGGGAGGAAGAGAUCCAGGUGUCCAGACAUGCCAGGAGCCUCCGACAGCUGGAUAAUGGAGUCCGGAUCCUACCAAGUGGCUGGAAAUGUCAGAAGUGUGAGAUGAGAGAAAAUCUGUGGCUGAACCUGACAGAUGGAGCAGUGUUCUGUGGGAAGUGGUUCUUUGAUGGGAGUGGAGGUAAUGGUCAUGCUCUGGAUCACUACAAAGAGACCAACUACCCCUUGGCUGUUAAACUGGACACCAUCACCCCAGAUGGAGCAGAUGUCUAUUCAUUUGAAGAAGAAGAAGCUGUGUUGGAUCCCCACAUAUCAGAUCAUUUGUCACAUUUUGGAAUUGACAUGCUGCAAAUGCAGAAAAGAACAGAGAAUGGCCACCACACAGACAAUAACGCCCGGCCACGGGUCAGCGAAUGGGAGGUGAUCCAGGAGUCGGGCAUGAAGCUGAAGGCGGUGUUUGGGUCUGGUUACACGGGCGUUAAAAACCUGGGCAACAGCUGCUACAUGGGCACAGUAAUGCAGGUUCUCUUCAGCAUCCCAGACUUUCAGAGAAUGUAUGUGGGAAAUCUUCAGAGGAUAUUUGACUAUUCACCUCUUGACCCCACCCAGGACUUUGCCACACAAAUGGCUAAACUGGGACAUGGACUGCUCUCAGGCCAGUACUCCAAACCACCCAUGAAAUCUGAGCUCAUUGAACAGGUGAUGAAAGAAGAAUACAAGGUAUUAAACUGGCAACAGCAGAACGGCAUCUCACCCCGGAUGUUCAAGGCCUUGGUCAGCAGAGGACACCCGGAGUUUUCAUCCAACAGACAACAAGAUGCCCAUGAGUUCUUCCAGCACUUCAUCAACCUGGUGGAGAGGAACAGUGCUGGCUCUGAAAAUCCCAGUGACGUCUUUCGCUUCCUGGUAGAGGAGCGAGUUCAGUGCUGCCAAACCCGUCGGGUGCGUUACACUCAGCGGGUGGACUACUGCAUCCAGCUGCCAGCCCCUAUCGAAGCUGCCACAAACCGAGAGGAGCUUCUUGCAUACGAGGCCAAGAGGAAGGAUGCUGAAGAGAACAUGCGGGCUCCUCCUGAGCCGGUGAGAGCUCGGAUCCCCUUCACAGCCUGUCUGCAGGCCUUCACAGAGCCCGAAAACGUUCCUGACUUCUGGAGCUCAGCGCUACAGGCCAAAUCAGCCGGAGUUAAAACUUCACGCUUUGCCUCUUUCCCAGAGUAUUUGGUUGUGCAGAUCAAGAAGUUCACAUUUGGAGUUGACUGGGUUCCAAAGAAACUAGAUUUGGCCAUUGAUGUCCCAGACUUUCUGGAUCUGAACCGGUUGCGGGCCACGGGGCUACAGGCAGGCGAGGAAGAGCUGCCUGACCUCAUGCCUCCAAUCGUUCUGCCUGAAGACACCAGAGAUAACUCCAUGAGCUCCAUAGACUCUCCAGAAAUAGACGAGGCGGCGGUGUUGCAGCUGGCAGAGAUGGGCUUCCCACUGGAGGCCUGCAGGAAGGCAGUCUACUACACAGGCAACAUGGGCCCUGAGAUGGCCUUCAACUGGAUCAUAGCCCACAUGGAGGAGCCUGACUUUGCAGAGCCUUUGGCUCUGCCCUCCAUGAUGGAUCCUGGUCCCUCCUCCAGUGACAGCCCCAUGGGGGCCACCCCUCUUGACAAUUCCCCCCCUGAAGAGAGCAUUGCCAUCCUCACAUCAAUGGGCUUCCCCCGCAUCCACAGCAUCCGAGCCCUCAAAGCCACGAACAAUAAUCUUGAGCGAGCACUCGAUUGGAUCUUCACUCACCCUGAGGAGGAGGAGAGUGACACUUUGUCAGACAUGGCCGACACAGAGCCCAAUGACCACGCCUUCUCCAACGCCAACUCGCACAGCGACUCCACACUGUCCCCAGACCGGGACACGUCAGGCCCUCGAGUCAAAGAUGGACCAGGACGUUAUGAACUCUUUGCCUUCAUCAGCCACAUGGGAGCAUCCACAAUGUCAGGACAUUAUGUCUGCCACAUCAAGAAGGAGGGGAGGUGGGUUAUUUACAACGACCACAAAGUGUGUUUGUCAGAAAGGCCUCCAAAGGACUUGGGUUACAUCUACUUUUACCAUCGACUGUCUAGUAGUUAAGCUACAGUACCCCAUGCCCAACACAGCGCAACCUUUGAGCACCAUGGUCUUCAACCCAGAGACUGGAAGAAGACACUGGAACAGUGGAAGCAAUGGAAACAACCUCUAAGACCAGCUACUCGCCUUACCACCGUGUCAUUCGGAACAACCAGGAAUACUGGUCAGGAAGGGAAAGCAAUCUGCUUUUUGUGCAUUUGUGUUUUGUUAUGCUUUAAAUGUGUAUUUCAGUGUUUAUGUAAAAGAAAAAAAGGAUGUUUUCCUUCAGUUUAGGUACAGAGGGACAUGUGCAAUUACCACUACUGGAAUGCUCUGUACACAUCCUAAUGCCGCAUAUCAAAUCUCACUGUUCCUUCAAAAUGCCUUUUGCUACUGUGCCCAUAUUUUCCAAGUGGUACAUUUUAUAAAUGUAGAUUGAAAUGGCAGUGCUUCACUGCCAGCCAUGAAAUGCUCUGAAACUGCAAGAGCAAACAGCAAAUUACUGUUAUGCCUGUACCUUUGAAUUGAAGUCACAAUGGAAAUGAAUGUUCCUCGUCCUCGGGAAAUGGAAGGGACAUAAAGAAUUCAAAUGGUUUGUUUGACACUGGACAAACUCACCCACAUAGGUACAAGUAUGAGAAUGAAGGAGAAGCACCAAGAAGGCACUGACUAGGUGUAAAAUAGAUGCUGUUGAACAUGCAGUGUUACUGGCUGAACAGUGGCUCUGACCUGCCCCACUUUAGCUCAGCAGUGACGCAAGUAACUAAAGAUUUAUUUAGAACUCUUUGCAAGUUUGUUAAUUUUAAUAGAAACAGUCCUCACUGGCAGAGCUAUCAAAACACAACUAUUUUUCUUUCCCUGAAAGCACUUUUGACUAAAAAGAGUUCAUAUUUUGCACUUGAUGCAAUUUUUUCACCAGCUCUGAGCAUGUGAAUCUUACUUUUAGGCAUCAGUACUGCUCAGAAUAUGACUCGCUGAACUGGCUCUUUCUUUGAGAUUCAUCAGUGAGUGCACAUGUACACUGAAUCAUGUAAUUAAUUUCAAUUAUUUUUGCCCAAAUGGCUGAAUACUUACAGACCCUGCUAAGCUGCAGCUGCUCCACUUCGAUUCCAUUACCACUUAGAGACAACUUUUAAAGUUUAUGUCUCCCUUCAGAAGGUGAAUUCAAUCUGCUGCCACAUUUCACAUGUCGAUGAAUUCAUUUAUGCAUCUCAACUUCUCUUAAAGCAAUAUGCACUAUUUAAUCACAUCUAGUGUGAAUAACGCUGGCUUCACCGUGACCCGUGACGCUGGUCCUCAUGGUGCAGCGCUGAAUGUACGACUCACCGGUGCUCAACCAAAAACCUACACUUUAGCUUCAACCCUCAGAGAUGACAACAGUGAAAGUACAACUCUUAAGUCACUAUAACCUCAUUAAUGACUGUGUAGUAAAUAAACCCCUUAUACUCAUGUUCAGGAUCAUUCAAAUACUAAUGUAAAUGUACUCGAUUACACUGAUGCUCCAUAGUGAUGGUGUCAUUUCCACGUAUAGAGGAUGCAUUUGAUGACUCCGGCAUGUGGUGCUGCAUUUACAGGUGCACUUUUAAAGGGGAGCCCUGUUGACUUAUUCUGCAAAAAUAGAUUCUAAAGAUGGCCAUCACUUGUAGAUUUUUCAGCAUUACUGUUGCUCUGGGAGUCAACAAGAGGACAGUUCAUCAAUCUCACUGUGUCUUUGUGGGUUCUCUCUGGCUACUCCGGCUUCAUCCCACUGUACAAAGAUGUGCACUGAAAUAGGUGAAUUGGUCAUGGAUGGUUGUUCAUCAGAUUGUGUCAGCCCUUUGAUGAACUCCCAACAUGUCCAGGGUGAACCCUGUCUUCACCUGCUGGUUGCCGGGAUAGACUCUGGCACUGUUGUGACCCUCUGGAGGACUAAGCAGUUUGGAAAAUGAAUGAAUGGGAAACGUUCAAAUAUGUUUUUGUUCUUAUAAUAGUCUUUAAAAAUGUGUUUCAACUGUCUCAGGUAAUGUGUCUCACAUGUCACAGCCAUAUGGAGAACUGAAGCUUCCACUAUAAUACAGACAUGGAACUGACUCAAUAAAAUAAUCAUUAAAAUAAAUAAAGUCAUUUAGGUCUCAGUUAGCUUAGAAUUAGAUGUUUUAUUAAAAAAAAUACACUGGGAAAUAAGAAAAAACGUUAGAAAAGUUUAGGCGUGUCUAGCGCCGUCUUCAUCAUUGUCUUUGUCAUCGUCGUCGGUAGCAAUUUCUUUAAACAUCUCCUCUAACGUUCUCCAGUGAAAGUACCACCCACUUCUGUUGGGAGAUUGAUCUUGUACAUCAAGGCCACAGGACUCUAACAUAGAACAGAACCUGUCAACCUUACAAAUUCGACGGUAUUGAUUCUGAUAGAACAGGAUACAGACAUACAGGGACAUUGGAACUAUUUUUAUUGAUAUAUUUUUCUAUUUCUGUUUAUUUUCAAAGUAAUUAUGUAAUUUCUUCCUAAAUUUUGUUCUUUAUUUAUUUUGUUGUCGUAUUGUGUUGAGUAAUUCUGUCGUAUGGUGGUCGUCUCCAUUCUCCUCACGGCUGUCACACUGUGAAGACACAUGUCUUGUAGUAGUUGACAUCUCCUCUGCAGAAUGAAUAGAUUAGGGCUCCCUUUUAACAACAACACUGUGCCUCAACUUCACAUCGAACAUGUGCCGACCUCGACUCGUCCAGACUCUACUUGAUGAACUGCUGCAGUGUUUGUGGCCUAUACACUGAGCAGUUCCUGAGGUUACCUCUAUGCAAGUCUCCUGUUUCUGCUGUUCUUCCUCUUAAAACUGAGUUUAUUUUUUAUCUCCAACACCAAAUGUUCUCCGUUCUGACCCCGGCUUCUCAUCCACAUCCUCUCAGUUUGUCAUCAAUAGACAAGUGAUCCAACAUAUUGUGAAUGUUCUCAGAAACCCUGUGCAAUUGAUCUUGUAUUUUGGCACCUUUUGUUUCCUUCACCUGCUGAUGACUGCUGCUUUGUUGUAUGUUUUGUUGUUGUCCUGCUUUCCCUCCAGCUCGGCCUCUUUCGUUCUUUGUAGAAACAUAUUGUAGUGGUUCAAUUUGUCUCUAAAAGGCUUCUACACUGUCAGCAUGUGCACUAAACAUUGACAUUUAGUCAUUUGGAUUGUACAACUGUACUCUUUUGUGAGUUUUAUUCUCUUUUUUCAUUUAACUAAAUGUCAAAAAAGUUCUUCACCUGUUUUUACUCUGUUGCCUUUUUGCAAAACAAGUUUGUGCCAAUUUCUUUAGUUUUCAUGACAUAGAAGGGAUUAUUUAAAGUUGACUUUUGUAAUGUAUGCAUUUAUCCAAAUACAGCUUAGGUGGAUGUGAAUAGAGUCAUGACAGUAUAUUCUAUGGCACUGUUUCCUUGCUAUGUUUGGAUAAAUAAAUAAGUAAAUAA
Molecule: messenger RNA, 6234 nt
Organism: Sphaeramia orbicularis (orbiculate cardinalfish)
Lineage: Eukaryota; Metazoa; Chordata; Actinopteri; Kurtiformes; Apogonidae
Gene: usp13
Product: ubiquitin specific peptidase 13
Exons: 21
Coding region: 256-2847 (863 amino acids)
Biological process (GO): protein deubiquitination
Molecular function (GO): protein binding; zinc ion binding; cysteine-type deubiquitinase activity
Source: RefSeq, a predicted model, not a curated record